AUGUGGGGCCUUUUUAAUCAGGAAACAGUAAGAGGAGGUGGAGGGACCAGAGCCCGUAAUCAAGAGGAGUUUGAGGAGGAAAAAGACGUCGUUAUUCCUUCGCCACAACGAUUACAAGAUGCGCCGCGGUCACCACCACCACGAACGCCGAGAGUGCAACAAACCCCAUUUAUGCAAAUGAAAAUGAGAAGAAAAGUGUCGAUGGGGUUAUUGAAUGAAGAUAUGGAAAUCGCACGUCAAGAAUUAGACAAAGCACAGCCGGACCAGGCUAUUCUCACUCGGAAGCUACAGACUAUUCAACAGUUGACAGAAGAAGCAGAGCACUACGCGGGUCAAGUUCUCGACCACUACGUAUUACAGAAUUUGGAAGAUAAGUAUCGACAAAGCAGAAAGAAGUGGCGAGAGAUCAAUGAGAGUUCAGUAGAGAUGAUUCUGCGGAUCAAGACUGCGAUUUCAACUCCCAGUCGACCGGAAUCGCCCGUCGGAAGUGCAAAUUCGAGUGGAGGUGAAAGAAGAGUGAAGCUGCCCAAAUGCAAUUUACAGAAGUUCGACGGGAAGAUGAGAAGCUGGCUCGGGUGGUGGGCACACUAUGAGUUAAUUCAUAAGGACCAGUCAUUAUCAAUUCCCGACAAAUUCCGAUACCUCGUCGAGUCCAUGGAAAGUGGAACGGAAGCAGCAGAAAUCGUAGGAAGUUUCCCAAAGACCCCUCAAAAUUACCAGAAAGCCGUCGACAUGUUAACACAGAAGUAUGGAAAGAAGGAGAUGCUGGUUGCAAUGUACAUGACAGAUUUGGCCGAGCUACUAUUCAGUAAGGAGAAGAGUUCGAUUUCGAAAUUCUUCAUGGCUCUCCAAACUCAACUGCAGAAUUUGGAGUCACUUGGUGUGAAGUCGGAAGAGUCGUCGCCAUAUCUACUCCCCAUGAUCGUGAAGAGUUUGCCGAAGGAGACGCUCGCCACGUGGUUUCGUUCUCAUUUCUCAAAGGUGGAGGGGUCAACUCUCGUCCCCCCGAAGUCAAAAUUGGAAUGUUUAUUGGAUUUUUUGAGAGAUGAGAUGGAGAGCGAAUGGAAGAUUGAGAUGACGAGCGGGGAGAAAGAGAAGAAGAAAGUUGGGCAACGACAAUCUCCGAAGAAGUCAGGCCACGAAGAAGAGAUCGCAACUGCAGCAGGGCUCGUGUCAAUUACAAGUCAGAGGUCGAGUCAAUGUAUAUUUUGUGGAAAGAGUCACGCCAGCAAUUUAUUUUAUGCGGCUCAGAAGAUGAGUUAUAAGGAAAAGGAGGGAAGAAUACGUGAGAAGAGAGGGUGCUUCACAUGCUUCAGAUUUGGACAUCGAGCGGCCGCGUGCAAAGCAAAGAUAGAAUGCGGAAUUUGUAGAAGACGUCAUCAUAGUAUCAUGUGCUAUGAGCAUCCUUCAAACAGAAAUAUGGAAGUAAAUAGAGCAAUGAAGGAUGAUAAAAGUCAGGAAGAAUUUGGAGGACUACAAACCGAGACAUCAAGCGCCAUGGCGAGUCAAGAGUGUUCGGGUGCAGUACUCUCAAGAACUUUGUUGCUGUAUGGAUAUCUAAAGGCGUACGAUUUGGCUAAUCGGGUCAAUGACGUGGUUCAAAUGUACCGUAUGCUCACCAUCUUGGAGGUCAUGCUGAACGAAUGUGUUCAAAAUAGAAUCAUGCUCCUCCUCACAUUUGCGGGACCAUUGGUUCAAACCUUCUCGAUCUAUGCCCUCAUCGCCUUCCGAGUGAAACUUGGAGUCCUGGACCUCCUACUGUUCAGUUUGUUGACGGCGGAUGCUUUCACUCUAAAUCUGCUUAUGUUCCAGGCAGCCGCCAUGGUGAACGUGAGGUCGAAGGAAAUCGUGGACAUGUGGAAGUAUUGGAAACCACGUAGCGGACAAAAGAAGGAACGCAGUGUAACGAGAUGCUUUAAAUCGUUGAGACCUCUGCAGAUCAAAUUUGGAAACAAUUUCGCCGAGAGGACGACCUUCCUCAAAGUGCAGGAUUAUUGUUUGAACCAAACUGCGUCAUUGCUCGUCAUCACGAAAGCAUAA
Molecule: messenger RNA, 2040 nt
Organism: Folsomia candida
Lineage: Eukaryota; Metazoa; Arthropoda; Collembola; Entomobryomorpha; Isotomidae
Exons: 2
Coding region: 1-2040 (679 amino acids)
Source: RefSeq, a predicted model, not a curated record